Messenger RNA from Daldinia decipiens, 2378 nucleotides. RefSeq names its product putative vanilly-alcohol oxidase. The record is from RefSeq and is a predicted model, not a curated record. Gene Ontology annotation, molecular function: FAD binding; D-lactate dehydrogenase (NAD+) activity; D-lactate dehydrogenase (cytochrome) activity. NCBI's taxonomy places the organism in Eukaryota, Fungi, Ascomycota, Sordariomycetes, Xylariales, Hypoxylaceae. Gene Ontology annotation, cellular component: mitochondrion. The transcript has a single exon. Bases 510 to 2324 code for a protein of 604 amino acids. Gene Ontology annotation, biological process: lactate catabolic process.
AUUAAUUCUACCGACUACCAGGGUUGAGUCCUAUGUGAUUAUCUAAUCGAUAUAUUCGCUGUCUGUUUGCGAGGUUAUGGUCUGAAUUUGAACAUAUUAAAUAAAUUGCCAUAUAAAUUGCACUGUUAGAUAGGUAAACAUUUAGGACCCUAUAUGUUGAGUAACAUAAGAAUUGUAUCUUAGAUAAUGCCCGAUCAAUCCUAUCAAGAAUGCCAACGAGACAUCGUACAAAUAGGGGCAUGAUCGAUGAUGUUCUCAGAAAUAGGCAUUAGAUAUGCGCAAGAUGCAAGGACGCAUCUGCCGAGGAUCCCCUAAAUCCAACCCCGCCUAUAUCCUUACAUGGUGACGCUCAUUGUUGGAGAACUUGGAACAUGGCGUGGUUAGUGAGUUUGGAUAAACUUCAAUAAGAAGAUGGGGUUCGAAGGCAGUCGAGACCUCAACUUCACCAAGCUUCCUUGAAAGAAAUUGGGGGUCCUUUCAUAGUUUGAAGGAAUCAUAUUAUUAUCAUCAUGGCGACAGAAGUUGCUCCAGGAAUAACCCUUGCGAUAAAGGAGAAGUACAGCGGCGUGCCUGUGAGACUUAAGCAGGAAGCCCAAGCUGCACGAGAUCGCCUGCUGUCAAACCGCACGCUGCCGGUUAGCCGUCCGAGGAAGAACCCUAUACGCCUUCCACCAGAUGUGUCUCUGGAAGACUUUGAAGCAGCUAUCAAGGAGCUUCAGGACGCAAUAGGAGACGAAAAUGUCGAAGUCAAUGAUAAACCAUUGGUGGAUGGAUGGUAUAUGCAGCAUCCAAAUACCCACGACGCUUUUCAUAUCACGGACCAGGAGGAGCUCGUUAGCAGUGCGGCCGUGUAUCCCGGAUCAACGGAGCAAGUCCAGACCACGGUACGUUGGGCAAAUAAAUUCGGCAUCCCGAUUUAUCCCAUCUCCAUCGGCAGAAACUUGGGCUAUGGCGGCGCAGCACCCCGAAUCCCAGGGGGUGUGAUCGUUGAUCUCGGCAGGCGGAUGCAUGAGAUUCUGAACAUCGAUGCUGAGAACGCGAGUUGCCUCGUCGAACCUGGAGUAACAUACUUCCGGCUUUACGAGGAAAUUCAAAACAGAAAACUCCCUUUAUGGAUCGAUACACCUGACCUAGGUGGCGGUAGCGUAAUAGGUAAUGCGAUUGACCGCGGUGUUGGAUACACACCGUACGGCGACCAUUUCGCAAACCGCUGCGGCAUGGAGGUUGUCUUGCCUAACGGCGAGUUACUGCGUACGGGUAUGGGAGCUCUGCCGGGCCCGGACGGGGCGGACAAUCCUACUUGGCAGUCAUUCCAACAUGCCUUCGGUCCAUCGAUCGACGGUAUAUUCUCCCAGAGCAAUUUCGGCAUCGUGACUAAGAUGGGAAUGCAGUUGAUGCCAGAAACAGAACACCAAUCCUACUGCUUCACGUUCCCGCGCGAUGACGACUUCGAGCAAAUCGUUGAUCUCAUUCGGCCUUUGGCGCAGAAGGGUGUAUUGGGGAAUAUCCCGCAGCUGCGUCAUGUAAUUCAGGAGAUCAGUGUCACCGGUCGACGGAAGUCGGAUUUUCACGAUGGCUCUGGCCCCAUAACGCGUGAAGAGGUUCGAUCUGCGGCUGCUGAGUUGCCCUUGGGUGACUGUUCCUGGAUCUUCUAUGGAACGCAAUAUGGUCCAUCCGCAUCCAUCGCAGCACAACUGGAAGUUAUCAAGGCUGCAUUUUUCAAGAUCCCCGGCUCCAAGUUCUUCUUACCCUCUGAUCUACCAUCUGAUCAUUAUUUGCACGACCGCGUAUUGGUCUGCAGUGGCGUUCCUGUCCUCCGUGAGCUCGAAUGGCUAAACUGGCUACCGAAUAGUGGUCAUCUAUUCUUUAGUCCAAUAGCCCCAACGCGUGGCAAGGAUGCGCGUACUAUUCACGACAUAAUUGUCAAGGCGCAUGAGCGUCAUGGGUUUGACCUAUUUCCUACCCUUUGCGUGGCAGGUCGUGAGAUUCAUUAUAUCACCAACAUGAUAUACGAUAGGGCCGAUGCGGAUAUGAAGGCAUCCGCCAUUAAACUCAUGAGAGAAAUGAUAAAGGAAUGCGCAGAAAAGGGGUUCGGCGAGUAUCGCACACACAUUCUUUUCGCCGACCAAGUAGCCGGAACAUACAAUUGGAACAAUUCGGCGUUUAUGCGCUUCAAUGAGACAAUCAAGGAUGUAUUAGACCCGAAUGGGAUUCUAGCCCCUGGCCGAAACGGGAUCUGGCCCAAGCGAUUCAGAGGGAAGGGAUGGGAACUGAAGGCUGAUGAUACUGAUCUGUUAUCCAUUGGACCGCGUCUCGGAAAAUAGGAACAUCAACUCUAGUAGGAAAUCUCGAAUAGGGUAUCGAUUACUUGCCUGCAA